Messenger RNA from Hansenula ciferrii, 1503 nucleotides. RefSeq names its product glycerophosphocholine acyltransferase (gene GPC1). Gene Ontology annotation, biological process: phosphatidylcholine biosynthetic process. Lineage: Eukaryota; Fungi; Ascomycota; Saccharomycetes; Phaffomycetales; Wickerhamomycetaceae. The transcript has a single exon. The record is from RefSeq and is a predicted model, not a curated record. Bases 1 to 1503 code for a protein of 500 amino acids.
AUGUCUGCUAAUUCAUCUUCCACUAUUAAACCGCCAGAUGAGGGAUUAAUACCUGAGCAUCAAGUACUUGCCAAUGAUGGAACACAAUCAAAUACAGGUUCAAAUAGUUCAAAUGGUUCAAAUACCCCACAAAGAAGAUCAUUCAGUCAAAGAAGAUCAAAUAGUUCUUCAAGUUCAAUAACACCUUCAGGUUCGCCUUUAUUUUAUUCAAAUAGUGCUUAUAAUAGUUCUGUGGAGUUUCCUACAGAGAAAAUUUCAUUAUUAGAGUUAUUAGAUCCUUUAUCAACAACAACAAAUUCAAUUUCUAAAAGAUAUAAUAAAGUUAAACAAAAAUCAUUUAAUAAAUUACAAGAUUUGAAAAAUAAUACUUCAAAAAAAAGUGAAAAAUAUAUUAAAGAAUUAAGAGAUUUAGAUCGUUUCAAAAAAAAUUUAUUAGAUAAAGUUGGUAACUUAGAUCAAAGAUUAUAUAAUGUUUUCUAUGCUUCUGCAACUGAAAAGAUUUUUUAUUCCCUGGCAAUUUAUGCCAUUUUUGCAGCUGGUUUUAUAGUUGGUUUUGCACCAGAAUAUUUCCAUAUUUACUAUACAGUAUUAUCUGCAAUUUUAUUACCAAUUAGAUUUUAUGUUUAUUAUAAGAAGGCAUAUCAUUAUUUCCUUGCAGAUUUAUGUUAUUAUGUUAAUAUCUUAUUAUUAUUAUAUAUUUGGGUUUUCCCUUGGUCAAAACAUUUAUAUAUUUCAUGUUUUGCAUUUACAUUUGGUACAUUAUCAUGGGCAAUUAUUACAUGGAGAAAUUCAUUAGUUUUACAUUCAAUUGAUAAAACAACAAGUUCAUUCAUUCAUAUUACUCCACCAGUUGUUAUGCUUGUUAUAACUCAUCAUUUACCACAAGAUUAUAAAUUGAUUAGAUUCCCAGGUGCAGCGGAAUUAACACAAUGGAAUUUCAUAUCAGGUAUCUUAUGGACAUCAUUAUAUUAUUUAAUUUGGCAAUCAUUGUAUCAUUAUUUCAUCACAGUUAAAAGAGCUCAAAAGAUUAAAGCUGGUAGAAUUACAUCAUUUGAAUGGUUAAGAAAAUCAUUUGGUAAAAAUAUUUUAGGGAAAUUUGUAAAUUCAUUACCUGAUCCAUUUCCAGUUGUUGCAUUUACAUUAAUUCAAUACUUUUAUCAAUUAUUAACAAUGUCAAUUUGUCCAAUUUGGUUUGCAUAUAGACAUUUAGCUUCAAGUUUUAUAACUUUUAUCUUUCUUUGGGCAAGUUAUAAUGGUGCAACUUAUUAUGUUGAUUAUUAUGGUAAAAGAUUAGAAAAAGAAGUUGCAAGAUUACAAAAAGAAAUUGAAGAAUUACAAACUAGUGAAAACGAAACAUUUGAAGAAAUUGAAGAUGAUAAAACUACACCAAGUACUUCAAAUGCAUCAAAUUCUCCAAAAAAUCAAGAUGUGCCACUUAAUAGUACAGCUGCAUCAACUUCAGUUUUUAAACAUCCUGCAAUUUCUCAACCAAAGAAGAUAUAG